AUGGGUGCUUUGGAAACCUUAGUAGUCUUUCUUUCAAGCUCUCUGUGCCUGUUCCUUUUCUUAACUCUCAUCACGUUCCUUCACAAAUUUUUGUGGGUGCCAAUUCGAAUCCAACACAGGAUGCGGUCACAGGGAAUCAACGGUCCUUCUUACAAAUUCAUCCGUGGGAACACCAAAGAGGCCUUAAUCAUGAGGAAGGAAAAAAUGAUUAGACCUAUGAAUUUAUCACAUCACAUAUUUCCAAGAAUUCAGCCUCACAUUUGCUCUUGGAUCAACACAUAUGGUAAGAUCUAUCUCAGUUGGUAUGGUGCCAAAGCUCAGUUAUUUGUUACGGAAUCAGAAUUUGUUAAAGAGCUACUGAACAAUAGAGAUAGAGCUUAUGUGAAAACAGACACUGAAGGCUUUUUGAAGAAGCUACUAGGAAAUGGUAUUCUGGUAUCAGAAGGAAAAAAAUGGACAAAAUUACGGAAACUAGCCAAUCAUGCUUUCCAUGCAGAUCGGUUGAAGAAUAUGAUUCCGGAAAUGAUUUCAAGUGCGGAUAUGAUGCUAGAAAGGUUGAAACAGUAUGAAGGAAAAGAGGUGGAUAUGUAUGAAGAGUUCAGGCUAUUAACAUCAGAAGUGAUUUCCAGAACAGCUUUUGGGAGCAGUUAUUUAGAAGGGAAAGACAUAUUUGAAAUGUUGAUAAAGUUGUCUAUGAUAAAUAUCCGAAACGCUUUCAAGAUUAGGCUUCCUGGCAUCAGUAAAUUCUUCAGAACUGCUGAUGAUAUAGAAUCAGAUAAACUUGAACAAGGAAUCCAUGAUUCCAUUAUAAGGAUUAUAAAGCAAAGAGAGAAGACAAUGACUGGAGAAGUAGAUAACUUCGGGACUGAUUUACUUGGAUUACUAGUGAAGGCCAAUCAUGAUGCUGAUGAGAACUAUAGGAUAACAGUAGAAGAUGUGGUUGACGAAUGCAAGACCUUUUACAUUGCUGGACACGAAACUACUACGACCUUACUUGCAUGGACUGCUCUUCUUCUAGCAAUCCACACAGAUUGGCAAGAGAAAGCGAGGCAAGAGGUGAUAGAGUUAUUUGGCAAACAACAACCAAAUUCGGAAGGCAUUGGAAGGCUAAAAACAACAAACAUGAUCAUCAAUGAAUCGCUAAGACUAUAUCCUCCAGUGUCUCAAUUUGUAAGAAAAACUAAACAUGAAGUCAAAUUGGGGAAGUUCAUUAUUCCAGCCAAUAUAGAGCUGAAUAUGCCAACACUGGCACUUCAUCAUGACCCUCAAGUAUGGGGAGAAGACGCACUGCUUUUCAAACCAGAGAGAUUUUCUGAAGGGGUUGCUAAAGCUACCAACAACAACCAAGCACUGUUUAUUCCCUUCGGUUUGGGACCUCGAAAUUGUGUAGGAAUGAACUUUGCAAUCAACGAAACGAAGAUUGCUCUGUCAAUGAUUCUGCAGCACUACAGCUUCACCCUCUCCCCAACUUAUAUUCACUCACCAGUCAUAGUUGUGACAAUUCGCCCGCAACAUGGGGUUCCAGUAAUACUCCAUGCUCUGUAGUAUGCACUAGAGUUGUUAGUAGAAUGUGAAGUGAAAGAAAUAACCAACAGA
This is a messenger RNA of Cornus florida, 1596 nucleotides long. Its product is annotated as cytochrome P450 CYP749A22-like. NCBI's taxonomy places the organism in Eukaryota, Viridiplantae, Streptophyta, Magnoliopsida, Cornales, Cornaceae. Gene Ontology annotation, molecular function: iron ion binding; oxidoreductase activity, acting on paired donors, with incorporation or reduction of molecular oxygen; monooxygenase activity. The transcript has 5 exons. The record is from RefSeq and is a predicted model, not a curated record. The coding region runs from base 1 to 1545 and encodes 514 amino acids.